This is a messenger RNA of Odontomachus brunneus, 5067 nucleotides long. It is a transcript of the gene Twi, whose product is annotated as protein twist-like. Gene Ontology annotation, molecular function: protein dimerization activity; DNA-binding transcription factor activity, RNA polymerase II-specific; RNA polymerase II transcription regulatory region sequence-specific DNA binding. The annotation marks the transcript as partial. NCBI's taxonomy places the organism in Eukaryota, Metazoa, Arthropoda, Insecta, Hymenoptera, Formicidae. Gene Ontology annotation, biological process: developmental process; regulation of transcription by RNA polymerase II. The record is from RefSeq and is a predicted model, not a curated record. The transcript has 2 exons.
CUCGCGCCACGUAGCGUAGGUGAUGCUCUUAACCCAGGAAGACGGAUCACAAAACUGGAACCAAAACUCGUCGUUACCGGCGUGCAGCGAUCGCGGAACGAGGCGCGAUGCGCUGAAGGGGCCAACGUGCCUGUGCUGCCCAACGGAAACAUACAAACAAUACCGUCGGCAUUGCAGCCACCGCCUGUGCUUCAAGUUCAGACCCUGGUGCAGCCUCAGGUCCCCAUACCAACCCAGGUCCAGACUCAAGUUCGUGUCAAUGGCUUUUACCUCAUGGACUCCGGUGACAGCUCCAACGUAUUGUAUAGCGCUGGCAACAGUUCCGCCAGCACGUCACCGGCGAACUACGACAGCAUCACGCCGCCAGCGUCACGUCUGAUAGAUCUCAGUAAUCAUCUGGAGCAUCGCAACCUGUCGUCAAAUUAUCAUCAGCAAUCAUUGCACGCGCCCCAUCCGCAACAUCUUCAUUCAAUUGAUUAUCAGCAACCGCCUUAUGUUUAUGAGAAUUUGGACGAAAACAAGAGAUAUCACAAUUCUCAUCACACACACACACAUCAUUCUCCAGAUCAUCCGGACGGCAAGAUUUUGAGGGAUCUUCAGUCGGACUACAAUCGACGGAUAUCUAAUAACACGGGUUCCGAAUUAUUAUCGGACUACAAUAGGGACCACGAACAGCAUAUAUGCGUGACUCCGCCGUCGCAGAUUUUCACAUCUGGAAACGAGGACAUGAUUGUUCCUACCAGACCACACCAAUCUCAAAGUCAAGGAUCUUAUCGCAACCACCCGAAUAUGACAGAAUACAAGUCGGAGGAGAUGGAAUACGAAGACGAGCAGGUGGUCGAUCAGAGGUACGGCUAUCAACAGACGGAGCUCAACGGUCAUGUGACAGAGCCAUCAUCGACCAAGAACUAUGCGGCGGAAAAUGGUAGAUCACCUACUAAAAGAAGAAAGAAGUUUAUCAACCAAAUCACUAAUAAUAAUGAGCAUGAGAGCGAGGCGACUUCUCCGAUGAAAAUUAAAGUACGUCGGAAAAGCGGCGCGAGCUUCGAAGAAAUUCAAAACCAGCGAGUGAUGGCGAACGUCAGAGAACGCCAACGAACACAGAGUCUUAAUGAGGCGUUCGCCGCUUUGAGGAAGGUAAUCCCCACGCUACCAAGCGAUAAACUCAGCAAAAUCCAAACGUUGAAACUCGCGGCGAAGUAUAUCGAGUUUUUGCAUCAAGUAUUACGCAGCGAUUUGGAUAAAGACGAUGGUGCUGAGAACAUCGCAGGUAGAAGUGCCAGAAAUGCAAUUAUAGCAGCGAGACAGAGUAGAGACUUACCGUGCAGUUACAUGGCGCAUGAAAAAUUAUCUUACGCCUUCAGCGUUUGGCGUAUGGAAGGCGAUUGGAACUCAAAUAUGUAAGAUGAGUGGUCGUUAGGAUCAUACAUGUGGGUGAGAAAGUAUAUAAGUUACGUUAUCAAGCACAGAACAAGAUUAGGGCAAGGAACUUUGUGCUCGUUAUACGGUUGUUUUUCUAUAGUUAUUUCUAUUUUUUUACUAAUUAAGAGAUUCCUUAUAUUAAUUCCAUUGGCAUAAGAAAGCUCGAGUAAUUGAUAUUAUAGUCUGAAUCUAAACAAACAUAGCUUAGUGAAGUAGGCCAACAUCAAAGUCUUAUUGUAAAAUUAUUGUGCAUUCGGAAACUAAAUGGUAGCGGGUCCUUUUUUUUAUGAAUUUGCUUUUUAUCAAAAAUAAAUUUUAGAUACAGGAUACAUUUCAAAAUAUAUCAAAGAAAAGAUGAUGCUAUCAUUUAGUUCCUGAAUGUAAUACAUUCAGAACAGAAAGGUUACCCGCACUUUUUGGCGUGAGUUUAUGACUUUUCGUCUUAUCUAAAGGUAGAUUUUGUUUUCCAAUGGGAAAAAUUUUCCAAUGGACAAGACAGAUAAAUUCACAAACUCACCCUAAAAAAUUACGAUUAAUCUUCCUGUGCACGAAUGUGUAUACGAAUGCAAGAUAGUCGGAUAUAUUUAUUUACAAAACGUGUUAAUAAAACAUUAUCACAGCAUACACAGAUUUCCAACAUGAUCAUGUAAAAUUUUCUUUUUUAAUAAUGUAAUCUUGAGUUUAAUUUAAGUCGAAAACUUUUAAUGUCGAGAUUUUUAUUAUUGAUAUUUAUCUUUUUUAACAAUUUUAAUCUUUUUUAAUCUUUUUUUAUUUAUCUUGUUUAACAAUUUUUGAAUUAUAAAAGAUUAAUGAUAAUUAAUUUUUUAAUUGUAUAUAUAUGUAUCAUAUAUAUAAUAAUUAAAAUAUUUUUAAGUUAUAAUAAUAAUAAAUUAGUUUGCCAAAAAUGUUCAAAUUUCGUUAAAACAACUCGGGGUUAAUACGCGCGCGUGUAAUUUAUUUUGUUAUUUUUAUAGCUGGGAAUUUUUAGGAGAUUAAAGCGACGAUCGUGUUGGAAAACUUGAGGCUUUUAAAACAAAUAUUCGUGCGGAGUUAUUUUCUGAGUAACAUGGCGUUAAAGUCAAUGCUUGGACACGUAUGUAAUUCUGGACAUUCUUAUUGUUUUUGAUUUUGAUUGACACGAAUAUUUAAACUUUCAAUGUAGAGCAAAAGUUAAAGUUGAGACUUUAUCAAAGCAAACAAAGAAUAAGAUAAAUAAAAGUCAACUGCCGAUCUUAAAGGAGAAAAUCACAAUUUAAUAAAAGUUUGUGGCGCAUUUAUUUAUUUAAGUAUUACAAAAAUUCAGACAUUUCGGCCCAAAUUUCGGACUCUCUUUAGUGAUAAUUACAGUGGCUUACAAGUUCUUCUAUGCGACUUAAACGAUUUUUUUGUAACUAUGUUUUUGAAACUAAAUUGUUUGUAAUUAUCACUGAAGAAGGUCUGAAACUUGGACCGAAACGUCUGAAUUUUUGUAAUAUUUAAAUAAAUGUAUCACAAGCUUUUAUUAAAUUGUCGCCUUUAAGAUCGGCAGUUGGCUCUUAUUUGCCUUAUUCUUUGUUUGCUUUCAAUAUAGAAUAUAGAAUAUAUAUGUACAUUAUGCUUAUAUACUGAUAUUUAUAUACUUUAUAUUGUUGAAAGUUUAAAUAUUCGUGGUUAACUCUGACAAUGUUACCUAUGUAGAUUAGGUACUCUAUACUAGAUAUUUCUAUACUAGAUACUUCUAUACUAGAUUAGUAUAAUCUCAUAUGUACUAGACGUAUUCUCUCUAAAGUUUCAUUAUAAUGAUGCUCCUUCUAAAAAUCUUAUUGUAUCUUAUUAUAUCUUAUUGUAAAUUAUUAUCUUAUUAUAAAUACUUAACAAAAAAUAUUCAAAGAUGACUUGAUAUUUUAUUGCUUUAAUUGAUUAUAUAUUAUCUUAACAUUUAUUAAUCAACCUCUGAAAUGAAUUGACCUCUGAAAUUCUUCAAAGGAGGGGUUCUCUUCUCGUCUCAUGCCUCAUCUUUCAUGUAUAUUUCGAGCUGUCCUCUCUUCAUUGACUCGAAAUUUCAAAGUGUGAGUCCAAAAGUCAUAGUGUAAUUUUGAAGUAGCAUAGAUAAUUUUCGACUAAUGAAGGCAUUUUGUAUUCCUUUAUUUUCUCCUUUCUUGAAAUUUUCAAUUUUAUAUGAUAAAUUUGUGAAUAAUAUGAAAAAAGAGGUGCAGGGAUGCAAAUCUUAGAUUACGUCUUAGAAACAUAGGAAAUAACGGUCAAAAUUAAGAAUCAAAACAAUAAGAACGUCUAUCGUUAAGUAUUUGUCCAGGAUAUUUCUCUAAUCCUUAUCCGCAAACGUUGCGCACGAACAACCAUGGUAAAUCUCUCAUUUGCCAUUUCUUUACGCAUUGAAUUUCGUUUUCACAAGAGCUGUUGAUAUUACUUAAAGUUAUUUCCCUCGUAUUUUAUUCGCAGAAUAAACGUAUUUGAAAUAUAUCCACCUAUCUUCAAUUCAUUCGACAUCGAUGGUUAGAAGAAAUUGUAGAAGUGGUGUAGAAUCGUGGUUAGGGAAAUCUUCAUUUGUGUUCUUGAUCGCUUGUAGAUCGAGACAUUAUUGUAAAGACGUAAUCUUGCAUCUAAAUUAUCCCUAUUAACGUGGACAGGAUAUGCGAUCAACCGAAGAUACGAGAUCACGAUCGUGGCGCUUUGCCGUCGCGGAGUUUCGGAACGUGAGACGAUCCUGCGGAUGAUCUCAUGACUACGAAAACGUCGCGGUGAAUGCACGGUCGGCAAAUCACGUCCACGUGUACAUUCAGACAGGACAGAUAAUCACAAAGACGUUAAAAAAUAAUUAAGAAACUCGUUUGUCGAUCAUGAUUCGAUCAUCUUCUUGUCAUUUCGACGUCACCGUGAUCUUAUGUUCUGCUUGGGAAUGUAGUUAACGUUAACCAAAGAAUAUGUACCAAAGGGAUACGAAUGUCUAAUAAGUGAAUAAGAAAUGCCCGUAUGCUAUGCGCAAAACCGUUACAAGGCGGAUUGAUCUCACUCGCGCUCGAGCAAUUACGCGCGGCGUUACGCUCUUCCGGCUCGCUCGCCGACCCUUUGAAAUUUAAUCACAGCAGUUAAUUUUGUCCUCGUUAAUUCAGCAGCACGACUUUGCCGGUCCACUCACUCGCUCGUUCGCUCGUCGCAAUAAUGUAAGCCAAUAAUUUACGUCUUCUCAUCGGACUAUUAACGGCACGACAACAUGGCAAAGUGCGUCGUCGUCGUCGUCGGCGACGGCCUCGGCGUCAUGUAAGGCGCGUUUAUUAGCCAACCCCGCGUUACGCACCUGCAUUAAUCAGCGGAAUUAUCUAGUCCGGAAAGCUAGAAUGAUCGCGACACGAUGAAUCUUUGUCUCGCGAGGCAACCAUCUCUCUUCCCUUCCUCUCUCCCUUCCCCCCUAUUUCUUUCUCUCAUUCUCCCUUUCAAUCUUUCAUUUUACGAAGAUAUUCUUUCGAUAAACAUUUUUCUCUAAACUCAAUGUUGUAUUGUACGAGGGUAGUCUCAGAAGUACCCGACCUGACGUAUAGAUGGCGGUUGUUGUUUGAAAAAAAUCACUAUGGCCGAAAGCAUCAACCUUAUAAAGCUGAAGUUUGAAGUUUCAAGACGCUACGUCUAGUAUUAGUUUGGCAGUCAUCA